Molecule: messenger RNA, 4409 nt
Organism: Linum trigynum
Lineage: Eukaryota; Viridiplantae; Streptophyta; Magnoliopsida; Malpighiales; Linaceae
Source: the annotation of a GenBank genome assembly
UCCGAUACGGUUUCAUGGAUCAUACUUAUUUUUCCUUUUAUUCUCGCCCUGCGUGAACCACGCCAACCAGCCGAUGCCGGAUUAUAUGUGGUAAUCACCGAACUAGGCAGCCGGCAGUGUCAAUGUUCGAACCUCCAAAUUCCCAUGGACAGCUGAUAGCAUAGCAACGUGAGGUCGCGGGUUCGAACACUGCGGUCAUCACUUACAAGUUAUUGUCAAAUGUAGUCAACAAACAUGUUCUUCCCCCUUUCGAUGCAGGCAAUCGUACGGGGUCUCCUCAGAAGAUUUAGAUCCACAGACGGCAGCGAAGUGGCGGCCGGAACGAGGGGAAUUUCUACGGCGGCCGAGUUUAACUCUGAAGCAAACACUUCCUCUCUCUCGCCUGCUUUCACUCCAGAAAAAGAGUAUAGCUCAAUUAUUGCCCUUUUAAUCUCCCUUUUUUUCCUCCCCGGGUUCUGCUGGUCCGUGAUUUGGGUGAAAUCGUCCUCCAGACGGCGUUUGUUCUUGCGGCCGAAAUUCCGUUUCCUAAUUCGUUCGGUUUUCCUUCAGUCCGGUGCCACGACUACGAUCAAGUUGGCUUCCGCGCUCUUUGACGAAGUUGUGAACUUUCGACCCUUUAGAGCACUUCGCCGCGGCCGCCUCCUGCUGCGGCUACAGAUCUUUGGUAAGUGGUGCUUUCUUGCCCUUUUGGUCUUCAGCUCCCUCCAUUUCUCUCGCAACAGAACAAUUCUAGGUUUUCGAUUCCAAGUUCUGCCGCCGCUCCCUUCCCCUGUUUACUCUGUUUCUGGGGUAUGAGUGUUUAGAAUUGAAUUGCCCUGUUCCAAAUUCAUAAUUAUGAUCAGUGUCUGUUCUAUGAGGUGCGCCACUUUACAUUGGAGGGUUGUAAAUUGCUGUUGUGUUCAGCAUUCAUUUAGUAUUCUUCAAGGUAAGCUUCAAGCGAUGCUUUUUUUGUUAUUUUGGGUUCCCAAUUCACUCUGGAACUAAUUUCUCUGAAUAUCUUUCAAGAUGGGGUGGCGCUGAUUUUGAAAAAAGAAUGUUUAUGUUAGAAAAUUAUGAAACGGAAGACAUAUAAUGUUUGACGGAACAUCACUGCUCAAAAAGUUUCAUGGAUGGCUGAGUCAUGAGAGGAACUUCUGCUUCAUUCUGAUUGCUUCUACGUGAAUAGCUCUGUCGGAUUUCGACUUAAUUCCUUUUAUUGUGUCUUCUUCGUUGAUCGCACUGCCUUUACUGCUGUGCUGUGUGGGAAUUCAGUUGGCUACCACAGUUUUCCGACAAAUAGGACUGUAGUGUUUUCCCCAUAUAAGUUCUCCUAUGACCCUCUCCAUAAAUCCAUUUGAAUUACAACUAGUUUCUUUAUGCGAAUCAGAUACUAACUUAAGCUUUAAAAUGGCGAUAAUCUCUUUUUUAUAUUGUUUUGUAGAUCCCGAUCAAGAUCUUUAAAUGAUUGUGGAGUGGACCUAGAAUUGGGAUUCCGGCAUUCCGCAUCCUCUGAGCUAGGCAAUUGCUAAUCAGUAUAAAAGCUAAGGAGUGAAACGAAGAGAAAAGAGAACAAGGAUAGUUGAAGGGCAAAGGCAAAGAAUUUUUUGGUGACCGUCCGGCGUGGCUGUUCUCAGUCUUGAUUUGUUGAGCCACUAGCCAAUAAAGUCACCACACAUUGGUGCUUACCUCAAUGAGGGAAAUCAAGCCCUUAUCAGAACCUAGAUGUUCUACUGCCACAUUCUUCAAGAAUCCCAAAGCCAUCAUUGCCCUUGCUUUACUUCUCUUUGAUGCUGUGCUCACUGCUGUCAUCAUCACCUAUGUUCCUUAUACGAAGAUUGACUGGGAUGCAUACAUGUCACAGGUAACCGGGUUUCUUGAAGGAGAGAAGGAUUACAGCAAGCUAGAAGGUGACACAGGGCCACUAGUUUACCCUGCUGGGUUCCUCUAUGUUUAUUCUGCUAUUCAGUAUGUCACUGGAGGACAGGUCUUUGCCGCUCAGAUUCUGUUUGGUGCCUUGUACAUCGUGAACCUUGCUAUCAUCUUAUUCAUCUAUGUAAAGGCAGAUGUGCUCCCUUGGUGGGCACUUGUCUUGCUUUCUCUAUCGAAAAGGAUCCACUCUAUCUUCGUCCUUCGUCUCUUCAAUGAUUGUUUUGCAAUGACACUGCUGCAUGCUGCUAUGGCCUUACUUCUUUACCAACAGUGGCAUCUUGGACUGAUCCUUUUCAGUGGGGCUGUUUCUGUAAAGAUGAAUGUUUUGCUCUAUGCUCCUCCAUUGCUGCUCCUUAUGUUAAAGUCAAUAGAUGUCCGCCGGGUGAUAUCUGCUUUAGCUGGAGCAGCAUUUUUACAGAUCCUGUUGGGGCUCCCAUUUUUACUUUCACAUCCAGCUGCUUAUAUAUCCAGAGCCUUCAAUCUUGGUCGCGUUUUCAUCCACUUCUGGUCUGUUAACUUCAAAUUCAUUCCUGAACCAAUCUUUGUGUCAAAGCAAUUGGCAAUCUCUUUGCUGAUUGUUCACCUUGUAUUACUCGCAGUUUUUGCCCACUACCGAUGGUGCAAGUUUGAAGGAGGACUGCUGAGAUUGUUGCGUUCCAGAGUUUUGUCUUUUUCUGGUACCAAGAGUUCGCCAAUGAAGAUAAAGGAAGAACACAUCGUGACAACUAUGUUUGUUGGCAACUUCAUUGGCAUUGUAUGUGCCCGCUCAUUGCAUUAUCAAUUCUACUCUUGGUACUUCUUCAGCAUUCCUCAUCUACUAUGGACAACGAGGUAUCCCACAAUUGUGCGUUUGGUGCUGUUUAUAGGCGUAGAGCUCUGUUGGAAUAUCUACCCAUCCACCAUUGUUUCGUCAGCUCUGCUUUUGUUUCUCCACCUAGUAAUCCUUUGGGGUCUAUGGUCAGCACCACCAGAGUAUCCUUAUAGAGAUGAGACACUCUCAACACAAGAGAAAGACAAAUGAAGAAGUGGGAUUGACAUAGUUGAAUGUUAUGAGCUAUUAUGUUAGUAUUUUGUUGUUGCUAAUUUAGACAUUUAGAUGCGAAACAAUGAUUGUUAGUCUCUGAUCAGUGAACCUUCCCCUUGUGAUUGUACAAUGGGUAAAUCAUCUUGGCGCCAAGUUGCCUUGUGCCUGUUCCUUAAUAUGCAUUAUGGUAAAACUCUAUCGGUUAUCAUAAUUAUUAUUGUCUUAAAAAAUAUAAAAGCAGUUUUAGUUUUCACCCCCUGCCACGUACCCCCAACUAAAACGAGAGGCUGUCCACGUCAGCAUUUAUCUCCACCGCGUCUUUACCUUUUCCCCUUUUGUUUCUGUUUUCUUCGGAUGCCCAGGAAAUUCCAACCGCCUACAAUCUUCUUCUUCCUACAUCUGCCAACGCCAAGGAUAGCAUGUAGCAUGUAUCUCCACCGUGUUUUGCAGCAUAUUCAGACUUUACAGGCCACUGAGUAAAGACCCCAAAAUCACUGGCUGGCGAUUGGCGUUCUCAUAUACUAACGCCCUCAAUCAUCGUGGUUCUCCAGGCCAGUUGUUGCGCCGCCAAUCCUCCUCCCUGCGACCGCCAUCUAUUCAACUAGCACUGCGAUUUUAACGCCUCUACCUCUCACCGCCCCAGACAUCCCCCAGGUUAUUUUAAUUUCAUGCCGACACCUGAUUUUUUAUUCAAGUUCGCCACCCACUCUAUUUCCUGCAUUACACCAUAUAUAUGCUGAAUCGAUUUCAAUUUCCCUUCAGUGACCCUUACUCCGCCCCGCCAUUCAAUCUUCUAACGUUUUCUUCAAAACCACCAACAACUAUCACCUCAUCGGGUCUUCAAUCUCACCAAGUAUGGUCUUGAGGCAAAGGCGCUCAGAUUGUUGCGAUCAACACGGCCGUUGGCGACACAUCAGCGGCAUGCAGAGCGACCGAAUGUCGGUAAUGAAGCGACCAAGGAGCAACCGGUAGAACAUGUGUCGACUGAGGCAUAAGAGAAGAAAUUGUGAUUCAAAGAAAUAGAAUCGGACGAUAGAGAUGUUCUCACGGAAAAGGGUUCGCGGCAAACAGGGUUCUGGUGGUAAUGGUUACCGAAAUCAGAAGGGUGUAUGUAGAAAACAGAGGACGCAGCGAAGAGCUGGUGGAUUUUAGUACAACAUGGACAUAAGAUUCAAAGACACGAGUCGAGACGGGUCAGUGGGUCUUCCGGGUCAAGCUUUCACCUACUGAGAAGAGUUUAAAUCGCAUCACAUUUUGGACAGGACGGGUCGGGACGGGUCUUCCGGGUCAAGCUUUCAACUAUUGAGAAGAGUUUAAAUCGCAUCACACUUUGGAGAAGGAGGAAAGAUCGGAGUGGAAUAAUAUAACAGGCAGUUUCGAAUUUCGAGAUUUGUUCGAAUUUCGAAUUUCAAUAAUUUGAAUAAUGAGGAUGGGAAAAACCUCCAGAAGGCUCGGUGAAUAAAGGGGAAUAGGCAGA